Messenger RNA from Rubroshorea leprosula, 798 nucleotides. The record is from the annotation of a GenBank genome assembly. Lineage: Eukaryota; Viridiplantae; Streptophyta; Magnoliopsida; Malvales; Dipterocarpaceae.
CUGUCAUUGAACAGAGUGCCAAUUCAAGCCACCUAGUGGGGGAUGUCCUUCUGCUGUACGGUGUUUAUCGAAUUGCAAAAAGUGCCUGAGGGGUUAUGCUCCUAGAAGGUGGGGAUGUCACUUUAAACCUAGCACUCAAAGCUAUGAAUGCCUUUGCUCCAGAAGCUAAGUUCGACACCUAGUGAGCAUGGUAGCUACUCCAUUUGUGGUGUUGAUGAGGUAAUCUGUUUUUAUUUUUUGAUAUAUAGAAGUGCUUGAUAAUCUUCUCUCGUUUGUAGGCCAAAAGAAAGCUCGCUGCGCUGCAUGAAGGGAUCUUCUACGGCGGAUUCCACACGGGGAGGUUGUCCGUGUUGUUCGCCAAAUGGCCAGAAUGGGACAUGCUCUUUCUCAGGAUUUUGCGGUGUUUCCUUUUUGUCCCACGAGCAAGAAAGUUCUCUAUUUUGGAUCUAAUGGUGUUACUUGGAUGUGUUUUUAUGGUUUAGACUGGGUUUGGACCCAAUCCAUGAUACCUUGAUUUUAAUGAAUUACGGACUAAAUAUGUUCACAAUUGAAAGGUCAAGGACUAAAAUUGAAAUUUAACCGUCUCCUGAUGCCUACCAAUUAUGUUACUCUGUAUGAGUGCACCAUGCUUCGCAGUUUUUGUUAAAAUAUUCUUGACCAACGGAGAAACAGAAAGCCAUUUUAUGCUUUUUAACAGUGUUAAUUAAGGAUGUAGUAUUUGCUCUGCUUGCUGGUUGUAGGGAGGUAUUUGGCUUGAUUUUUCUCACCAUGUUAGGCGAUUAAAAUUUGAAAGAAUCG